Messenger RNA from Aspergillus ochraceoroseus IBT 24754, 219 nucleotides. Its product is annotated as AN1-type zinc finger protein. Gene Ontology annotation, molecular function: zinc ion binding. The record is from RefSeq and is a predicted model, not a curated record. Bases 1 to 219 code for a protein of 72 amino acids. Lineage: Eukaryota; Fungi; Ascomycota; Eurotiomycetes; Eurotiales; Aspergillaceae. The transcript has a single exon.
AUGGCUCCCCGCAAACCUCGGUGCAACUUCAAGGAAUGCAAGGAAGCCGCCCAACGCAUCGUCGGGGACUGCAGCUUUUGCAGUGGCCACUACUGCUCCAAGCAUCGCAUGCUCGAGGCUCACUCCUGCACCGGCCUAGAGGACUGCAAGAAGGAAUCACACGCCCGGAAUGCCGAUAAGCUGAACAGCGAGCGCACUCAGGUCAUCAAGGGUGUAUAA